CCACAAUUUACCCCGGAUUCUUCCCUCUCCCAACCAAUCACCAAUCAACCGCCCGUCGGACAGGUGGGGCUUUGUUUGCAUCAUUAGCGGGUUCGUUUUGCAGGUGCCCAGGUGGUUCUUCAGCGAAUUGGAUCGAAUUUCCACGGUGGCCUUUUUGCUCGAUUCAGUACGGGUUUAAGAAGACAGCAAUUCAUUUACUUACGCCUUAGGUACUAUUCGUUCAUACAUAAAUUAUUAAAAAGUGCUUUACCUCUGUCAUGUCCAUCAUCUCUUCUCGAUCGUAAACCUUAUAUGAACAUACAUACAUUCCGACGAAGGGAGCCAUUUUACGGUUUGACGUAACUCUUUUCUCUUCUUUCCCCUCGCCCAUCCCAAUUCCUGCUCUGUGAUUUUUUUCUUUUAAAAAAAAGGUGCUCACUCAAGUAUUAUUAUACUUAUUUCCUAUUCGAUAUCAAGAUCUCUUUUGACUAGAAGCAAGGCCAUGCAUGCCUUCAAUGUCAACCCCACCGCGGCAGCAGUCGCUGCGGUGGCCUUGCUCUCCGCCCUGCCGACUGCCCACGCCGGCUUAUACCUGAAGAGCUCACCUGUAGUUCAGGUCGACGCCAAGAACUACGACAGGAUAAUCAACAAAUCAAACCACACUUCCAUCGUCGAGUUCUACGCGCCAUGGUGCGGCCACUGCCAGAACCUCAAGCCGGCCUACGAGAAGGCGGCCCGGAACCUCGAGGGUCUGGCCAGGGUCGCCGCCGUGAACUGCGACGAGGACGAGAACAAGCAGCUGUGCGGCGUGAUGGGCGUCAAGGGCUUCCCGACCCUCAAGACGGUGCGUCCCGGCAAGAAGAAGGGGAAGCCCAUCGUGGAGGACUACAACGGUCCCCGCACGGCCAAGGGCAUCGUCGACGCCGUCGUCGACAAGAUCAACAACCACGUCAAGCGCGUCACGGACAAGGACCUCGAUGACUUCCUGUCUACCAAGAAUGACACGGCUAAAGCCAUACUGUUCACGGAGAAGGGUACUACUAGCGCUUUGCUAAAGAGUAUCGCGAUCGACUUCCUCGACGUUAUCAUUGUUGCGCAGAUUCGGGACAAGGAGACUAAGGCUAACGAAUUAUUCGGCAUCAAGUACUAUCCUACUUUCGUGUUACUACCCGGAGGCGACAAGGAGAGCAUAGUAUACGACGGAGAAUUGAAGAAGGAUGAUAUGGUCAAGUUCUUGUCGCAAGCCGGUCAACCAAACCCGGACCUAUCAACCGUCAAACCAAAUGGGGAGAAGAAAUCCGAGAAGAAGGACAAGAAGGACAAGAAGGACAAGAAGGCAGCCCCUAAAUCUGCCGAGUCCGGCUCCGAAACUACCUCAGCUAAAUCGGAAGAAUCUACCGAUGCUUCUUCUCCCGCUCAAAAGAUCGUCGAGUUUGCACCCCCUAUCCCAGCCAUCACCGAUGCGGGCAGGUUAACUGAAGAAUGCUUGAACCCCAAGGCUCAUACCUGCGUCCUUGCCUUUGUACCUUCCGCCCACGGAGAGCCCGCAGAAAAGGCUUUGCUUGGUUUGGCCGAGCUUGCAUUCAAAUACGCACGCGCUCAACGCUACUUAUUCCCCAUCUUCGAGGUGCACCAUGACAACAAGGCCUCCGAAUCGGUUUUCAAGAGCCUAGGACUCUUGGGCGAGAUUGAGAUCGCCGCGAUCAACGGCAAGAGAGGAUGGUGGCGUCACUACGAGGGAGAUUUUACCCCCGAGAGUGUCGAGGCCUGGAUUGAUUCCAUUCGUUUAGACGAGGGCACCAAGAACAAGCUACCGGAGGGUUUGAUUGGCGAGGUCGCUGAAAAGCCGGCCGAAUCAGAUACGCCUACUAAGGGUGCUGAGCCGACCCCUGAGGCUACACCCGCGGCAGAAUCGAAGGUACCCAAGCAUGAGGAGCUAUAAACAGGAACGUGUUAGCUAGUAUAGUACUAAGUUAGUUUCGACUGGGUGUAUAGUAAUGAGACCAAAAGAAAACAAAAUUUGCAUAUUAUAU
Molecule: messenger RNA, 2012 nt
Organism: Daldinia caldariorum
Lineage: Eukaryota; Fungi; Ascomycota; Sordariomycetes; Xylariales; Hypoxylaceae
Product: thioredoxin-domain-containing protein
Exons: 2
Coding region: 482-1921 (479 amino acids)
Biological process (GO): response to endoplasmic reticulum stress
Cellular component (GO): endoplasmic reticulum lumen
Molecular function (GO): protein-disulfide reductase activity; protein disulfide isomerase activity
Source: RefSeq, a predicted model, not a curated record